AUGGCUAUGCUCAAAAACUUGUCUGCUAUCAUGAUCUUGGUGGUCGUCACCGUCGCAUUGCUUCCAAGGGCUACAUUUGCUGGAAACCCCGAUUGCGCAAAGGGAAUGACUACCGAUUGUGGAAAUCAUCUCUUUCAAAUCGUAGUCUAUGCCAACACCUCUGCACCCACUAAUGAAUGUUGUCGUGAGCUCGUGAAGGCGGGGAAAGCCUGCAAUGACCAAUUCGUGAAGUUGAUCCUCUCGACCCACAAGCCGCCCAAGGGGACGAGUUCCGAUCUCUACAAGAGGAGCAAUGACAUGUGGAACAACCGUGUCGCGGCUACCAAUUCUGUAUCCCCUCCAAAGCCCUCUCAUUGA
Rhodamnia argentea is the source of this 357-nucleotide messenger RNA. RefSeq lists its product as uncharacterized. NCBI's taxonomy places the organism in Eukaryota, Viridiplantae, Streptophyta, Magnoliopsida, Myrtales, Myrtaceae. The record is from RefSeq and is a predicted model, not a curated record. Bases 1 to 357 code for a protein of 118 amino acids. The transcript has a single exon.